Molecule: messenger RNA, 1335 nt
Organism: Carassius auratus (goldfish)
Lineage: Eukaryota; Metazoa; Chordata; Actinopteri; Cypriniformes; Cyprinidae
Gene: rabepk
Product: Rab9 effector protein with kelch motifs
Exons: 9
Coding region: 159-1211 (350 amino acids)
Molecular function (GO): protein binding
Source: RefSeq, a predicted model, not a curated record
ACAAUAGCAGUUUCACACUAACUGCUCUCUCUUCCUUCCUCUGUCCGCCGGUGCAGCGCUCGUGCAACCCGUCCAUAAUCAAUCAUAACAUUUAUUAUAAAGAAUACGUGCUUUUACGUGACGAUAGCAACGGAGUCGGCGUCCAUAGAAACAGACGGAUGGAGCUGCUGCCUAUUCUGGAUCCGGAGGAGCGGCCGCAGAGCAGACAGUGGUAUGUGGUGGUGCCCACAGGAGCCGGUCCUGCUGUCUCUGUGGGUCACACCUGCACAUUUCUGCGCUCCAGUGAUGAAGGGAAGGGACGGAUUGUGAUCAUCGGUGGAGCCAAUCCUGAUGGAAGCUUCUCUGAGUCUUAUAUUAUCAAUCUAGAUGCUCAUGAAUGGGACGUUCCAGACUGGGUCGGGCUGCAGGCGCGCUACGAACACUGCAGCUUUGUUCCCGAGAGCGACCCGCAGAAUCUCUGGGUGUUUGCUGGAGCCGAGAAGAACGGGAACCGCAACUGUGUUCAAGUGUUGCGCACAUCAGCUGAUGCUGAAGGCCGUGGGUCGUGGCAGACGGUUCAGGUGAAAGGAACCGCUCCGACAGGCCGGACGUAUCAUACGAGCUCCGCCUGUGUCGGAGACAGACUCUAUGUGUUUUCUGGAGGAGACGCUGGAGCUUCGCCUGUCACUGACCCUCAGCUCCACGUCUUUGAUUCAGUCAGUGUGACGUGGCUGCAGCCGGAGAGCCGAGGGACGACUCCUGCACCGCGGCACGGUCACGUGAUCGCCGCCGUCGGCUCCAACAUCUACAUACACGGAGGACUGGCCGGAGAGAAGUUCUACAGCGACAUGUUCCUGCUCAACACCGAAACACUGAAGUGGGAGAAGGUGAGAGCUAAAGGAGACGUGCCGCCAGGAGUAGCAGCUCAUUCCUCCCUAACCUUCGGGAACAACAUCUUCAUCUUCGGAGGAAUGACAGCAGAUGGAGCCACCAACGCCAUGUACAAGUUUCAGAGCGAUAAACAGCGCUGGACGCUGCUGAGGUUUGACGGAGAUCUUCCUCCCAGCAGACUGGAUCACUGCAUGUGUUUAAUGCCGUGGCGUGUGAAGACGCCUGAAGAACACGGCGCUCAGUCACGUGACGCAGACGUGGUGCAUCUGUGCUUCAUCUUCGGAGGGAUGGACACUCAGGGCGUCAUGUUCAACGACUGCCUUGUUACUGUGCUGACAUGAACACUUAUAACUCUACAAAACUGGAAAACAUUUGCUUUCCUGAAAAACCCCUGAAUCUGUUAUAAAACUAGAUCUUGUGAUGGUUCACCAUGUGCUUGAUAAAUGAUUGGACGACACGCAUGCA